AUGUUCCAUCUGCUAAUUAAUUUCCGAUUAAAUAAAGUUGCAAUUUCAGCAGAUGUAGAAAAAGUAUUUUUGCAGAUUGCUUUGGCAGAAAAGGUUCAAGACGCAGUGCGCUUCCUGUUUGUGGAAAAUGCACAAUUAAAUGAUCUAAAACUAGCGACAUAUAGAUUCAAGCGCGUAAAUUUUGGGAUUAAAUCAAGCCCGUUUUUGUUAGCUGCAACAAUUAAAGAACACAUUAGAAAAUAUCGAGAUGAGCAGCCAGAUGUAUUUGAAAUAUUGAAUUCUUGUGUUUAUGUUGACUAUUUUAUUACUGGACAGGACAGUAUAGAUGAGGCUCUAAGCUUAUGGCGUAAAGCUAAACAAAUUAUGAGUGAAGCAAAUAUGAACUUGCAUAAAUUGGUAUCCAAUGAUCCUGAGCUGAAUGGAAAAUGA
Messenger RNA from Stegodyphus dumicola, 429 nucleotides. RefSeq lists its product as uncharacterized. The record is from RefSeq and is a predicted model, not a curated record. Lineage: Eukaryota; Metazoa; Arthropoda; Arachnida; Araneae; Eresidae.